UUGUUAAGAUGGAUUCACGGCGAUGGCUCUACCUUGGCAGUGCAACCACAUUUGCCAUUUUGCAACUGUUCCUGGUAGUGGUCCUGUCCCAGGAGACACAGAAAUAUAAUUUUGGGCCCUUCAAUGACUCCAUGAUCAACAGAGAGUUAUAUGUCAUACCAAUGGCAUGGCUGAAUUUCGGUGCCCUUCAACUGAGUCCAGAUUCCGUCGUUGAUGGGACCCUCCGCAACAAAUCCGGACGAGUGUUCAUCAACAAGCCCUUCAAGCUGUGGGAUGACACAAGAAUCGCUUCCUUCAACACCUCCUUCCUCAUGAACAUCUAUCCCGUUGUCAACAACACUCCCGGCGAAGGUAUUGCCUUUAUCAUCGGACCUUCUCUCUCGAUUCCACCCCUCAGCUAUGGCCAAUACCUGGGCCUCACCAAUCAAUUAACCGACGGCAAUUCUUCCAACCAAAUCGUUGCAGUGGAGUUCGAUACCGUGAAGCAGGACUUCGACCCCGACGACAACCACGUUGGACUCGACAUCAAUGGCGUCGUCUCCAAAGUUACCGUUCCUCUUUCCAAGUUUGGUUUUAAGUUGGCUGCAAGUAACCCGCGGUUCUACAUGGUGUGGGUGGAGUACGAUGGUGUAAAGAAGGAGAUGGAGGUGUACAUGGCAGAGAGUCAGUACCAUUACCAUGGCCCCAUAGUAGCGGAGAAGCCAUCGAAGGCAGUAUUGAGUUCGCAUCUAGACCUGAAAGGUUUGGUGAAUGACAUGUCAUAUUUUGGGUUCUCGGCUUCCACCGGCAAUUAUUUCGAGUUGAACGCAAUAGUGAGAUGGAACUUGUCGGUGGAGGUUCUACCUAAUAAUAAUAUGAGUAGUGCAAGAAAUGAUAAUUACUGGUGGAAGACCGGCGUAGGUGUUGUUGUGGGAGCACCUCUUUUGGCUUUGCUUAUUACCGGUGUUAUGCCAUUCCUACGCAGGAAGAUAAGGGAAAGUGGAUCGGACCCGAAAUUGUUGAGCACACUGAGGAGACUGCCAGGGACUCCCAGCGAGUUCAGGUUCCGGGAACUCAAGAUUGCCACCAACAAUUUCCAUGACAGCAACAAGCUUGGUCAAGGUGGCUUUGGCAUCGUUUACAGAGGAACACUGCCAAAGGAGAAGCUGCAAAUGGCAGUCAAGAAGUUCUCAAGGGACAGCAUCAAAGGCAUCAGUGAUUUCUUGGCUGAGCUCACCAUCAUCAACCGUCUCCGUCACAAGAACCUUGUGCGCUUACUAGGAUGGUGCCACAACAAAGGGACACUACUGUUGGUAUACGAAUACAUGCCUAAUGGAAGUUUGGAUAACCACAUUUUCUUUGAGAAAGGGACUACCAAAACCCCACUAAGUUGGAGUCUAAGAUAUAAGAUCUUAUUAGACGUGGCUUUUGCACUAAAUUACCUGCACAACGAGUAUGAUCAAAAAGUGGUGCAUAGAGAUCUCAAAGCAAGCAACAUUAUGCUUGAUUCCGACUUCAAUGCACGUUUAGGUGACUUUGGCUUAGCUCGAACGCUUGACAACGAGAAAACCUCGUAUGCCGAGGGUGUACCAGCAGGGACACGGGGCUACAUUGCGCCGGAGUGCCUUUACACCGGUAAGGCCACGUGCGAGUCCGAUGUGUAUGGAUUUGGAGCUGUGUUACUCGAGGUAGUGUGUGGUCAGCGACCAUGGGCAAAGAUUGGGGGCCAUCAUUUCUUGGUGGGCUGGGUUUGGCAGCUACAUGGUGAAGGAAAGAUUCUAGAAGCAGUGGACCUCAGACUUGGGAAUGAUUUUGUGGCUGAAGAGGCAGAGAGGAUCUUGACAUUGGGGCUAGCAUGCUCUCACCCCAUGGCUCCUGUGAGGCCCAAGAUGCAAACAAUUAUUCAGAUCAUAUCAGGGUCAGUUCCUGUGCCUCAGGUUCCACCCUUCAAGCCACCUUUUGUGUGGCCUGCCGUGGAUCAAGGCCCUACAGCUGCCACUUUAGAGUGCUCUCCCAUUAACACAACCUUCUUUGCUCGUUAAAUGUUAGUACUGAUAGCCUUUACAAG
Molecule: messenger RNA, 2047 nt
Organism: Arachis duranensis
Lineage: Eukaryota; Viridiplantae; Streptophyta; Magnoliopsida; Fabales; Fabaceae
Product: probable L-type lectin-domain containing receptor kinase S.5
Exons: 3
Coding region: 9-2021 (670 amino acids)
Biological process (GO): protein phosphorylation
Cellular component (GO): plasma membrane
Molecular function (GO): protein kinase activity; ATP binding; carbohydrate binding
Source: RefSeq, a predicted model, not a curated record